Molecule: messenger RNA, 939 nt
Organism: Talpa occidentalis (Iberian mole)
Lineage: Eukaryota; Metazoa; Chordata; Mammalia; Eulipotyphla; Talpidae
Product: olfactory receptor 6C74-like
Exons: 1
Coding region: 1-939 (312 amino acids)
Biological process (GO): G protein-coupled receptor signaling pathway
Cellular component (GO): membrane
Molecular function (GO): G protein-coupled receptor activity; olfactory receptor activity
Source: RefSeq, a predicted model, not a curated record
AUGGGAAACAAUACAAGAGUGACAGUGUUUAUCCUAGCUGGUCUGACUGAUGACCCACAAAUGAAAGUUAUAUUAUUCAUCUUCCUGCUUCUCACCUACUUGCUAAGCAUCACUGGCAACCUCGUCAUCAUUACACUCACCCUGGUGGACAUUCACCUCAAGACACCCAUGUACUUUUUCCUUAGGAAUUUUUCCUUCUUAGAAGUUUCCUAUACUACUGCCUGCAUCCCUAAGUUGCUGGUUACUAUGGCAACUGGGGACAAAACCAUUUCCUAUAAUUGUUGUGUAACUCAAGUGUUUUUUGUCUUUCUCCUUGGAGCAUCUGAAUUUUACUUGCUGGCUGCCAUGUCCUAUGACCGCUACGUGGCCAUCUGUAAGCCCCUGCACUAUACCACCAUCAUGAGCAAUAAAAUCUGCACAAUGCUUGUGUUCUGUUCUUGGCUGUCUGGAUUCUUCACCAUCUUUGUACCUCUACUUUUAGGCUUACAACUUGAUUUCUGUGCCACUAACAUUAUUGAUCAUUUCUACUGUGACACAACUCCUCUCAUGCAGAUUUCCUGCUCGGACACACAUCUGAUAGAGACAGUGGGGUUUAUUUCUGCUGCAGUGACACUCUUGGUCACGUUGGUCAUGAUGAUAAUAUCAUAUACCUAUAUUGCAUUAACAAUUCUAAAGUUUCCUUCCGCUAGUCAAAAGAAAAAAGCUUUUUCAACAUGUUCUUCUCACAUGAUUGUUAUAUCUCUCUCAUAUGGCAGCUGCAUCUUCAUGUAUGUGAAACCAUCAGUCAAACAAAGAAUAUCUUUUUCCAAGGGAGUUGCAGUGCUCAAUACCUCUGUUGCUCCACUUUUGAAUCCUUUCAUCUACACCUUACGGAACCAACAAGUGAAAACAGCCUUUGUGAAUAUGAUACAGAAGUUGGGCUCUUUCUCAAAAAGAUGA